Molecule: messenger RNA, 1505 nt
Organism: Vitrella brassicaformis
Lineage: Eukaryota; Vitrellaceae
Source: the annotation of a GenBank genome assembly
AUGGCGGUGCCAUUCAUUAACCGGCCACGUGUGGUCAUGAUGCAGCAACAAGAGAUCAACGCCGUCCGCCAGAAGAUCGACUCUCUGACCAUUUUGACCGACGAAAACAAAGGAAUUGUGACGCCCAAGAAGCUGGUCAGAUGGCCGUGCAGACGUGCUGAAGGAGCUCUACGACGCAGGGAAGCUCAAACUAGUGUGUGUCGACGAGGUACGCCUUUCCGCCUUGCCUCUGUCUGUGUGUGCGUGGGGUGCAUUGUCUUGCGUGUGUGUUGUUGCUGUAUAUGUGUGCAGGCCCAUUGUGUAUGUCAGUGGGGGAGGGAGUUCAGGGACGACUAUCGCAAGUUGGGUCUAUCAAGAAGAUGGCCCCCAAGACGCCGAUGCUCGCCCGUCUGCUGUGCUGCUUCGAUCGAUUUUAUGAGGGUGAGCAGGUCAAGUCCCAUUUCAUGGUAGCGCCGCUACUAGCGCGUGUGUUUGAUUUCGUCUGUCCUGCUGCGACCAGCACCCCGGUGGUCAUCCCUGGCACCCCGCUGUCGCGCCUGAGCCCGCCCACCAGCCGUACGACCCACACACACCGAUACACACACCGAUACACACGAUUGGGCAACGACUGACUUUGUCACUGUGUCUGCUCCAAUGAUAUCAGCGAACCGAUGGCCGGGGGAGUUCGCCAUGGACGACGCGCUGGAGGCCGCCAACGCCCGCAUGCUGCCGCUGCCGCCCGGCUGGCAGCCGCCCCCCACCCCUCCCGGACUCGCCGCACUGUGCGACCGGGAGCGGCAGCGGCACUACGAGCAGUUCGAGGAGGGAGCCGGCCCCGCCCCCAUAUACCGUCCAGCCACCACCGCACCUCGAUGCCGUCCAAGGCAAGCCCAUGCCGCCGUCGCCCACGGCCACAUACCCUCCUCCCGCCCAGCCGGUGGGGGUGGAGUGGGAGCGGGUGGCGUGGGAGGCGGUGGAGUUCACCUUUACCGCCCCCCACGGCGAGGUCGCAGUGCAGGGGGGCUGGGUGGUGCGGGAGGGCAGCGGCUGGGGCAGCUGGAGGGAGCUCCUCUUCCUGCCGGCGGCGGUGGCGCAGCGGCACAGAGUGUCGCAGUGGGUGCGGUUGGCGGAGGUGUCGGGGUGGCGGCGAUACUUUGCCUGCUGCUCACAGCCCCGGCUGUGAGCAGCACCCACCUCACCCUCACUCACAGAUGCCUAAGGAGGGGCGGGGGGGCAGUCACCGAUUUUUUUUUUUCCGAGUCACCACCACCGUCUGUCCGCCCGUCUGCUGUGUCUGCUGCGUCUGCUUCGACGAUUACACAUAGGUCAAGUCCCAUUUCAUUUUAGCGCGAGUGUUGUAUUUCGUCUGUCCUGCUGCUAAUAUGUGUAACUGUGGUGUGUUUUUGGGUUCAUGAUGGCCUGGCUGGUCUUAUGUGUAUUAUGGCUUUUUUCUUGGGUGGGCGUCCGUAUCUUUUUUGCACCCACAGAGCAGUCUCUCACACACCCACACACGCACAGCCCCUCCC